UUUUGCUAAACGUCCGGAACGUAUUAAAUAUUAAUUUUGCCGUUUAUGAGGUAAAAAAUGCGAUUUCUUUUAAAUUUUUGAUAGGAGUAAGUGUUUCGUUUGAUCGGUGGUUUCAGCCGCAAAAGUUACGAAAUUUCUUUUUCUUUGCGCAAUGACCGAGUUAGAAAUCCGAAAAAAUGAACCGCGGAUUAUAAGAAUGCUCUCAUUAACAGUUAUUAUAGUUUUUCAAUAAAAAAAUAUGUUGCUUCUGGAAGUAACGGAAAGUGCAUGCUGCUUAUGGUAGGAGAAGUCAACGCUGGGUCAGAGUAGAAACUCGCGAACGGAGUGAAUUGCCGCACAAUCGCAAACCAACCAGAGCAGUUAUUUUGUGAUCGUCACAUCUUUGGAAAAAAACAGAAUGGCGAACACCCUCUUGCUAAUCUGUUGCCUCGCCUUAUCAGCAUCAGCAAUCGCUCUACCUGCAACCAACGAUCAAUUGGACAAGGUAACCGUGAACGACGUGGCCGCCAAUGCCGUUUCGCCUGAGUCGAAAACGGACGAUAGCAAUGACAAAAGAGACGCCGCGACUGUCGAAAUAACCGGAAUCACCACCGGAGUCGAGACUCCGGACCCCUCGUCCACGCCCUUCCAUCCGCAAAGAGCCGGAUCCAUGUUCGCGAGAUUUAUCGAUGAUAUUUUCCAGUCACAAUUCCGCAUGAAGAAUUUUAAUUCGACUGAAAUCGGCGAUGAAUUACUAAUUCCUGUGGAAGGCUACAUUGCGGCAGCUGUUGUGCUGUUCUGUAUCGGGUUUUUUGGGUUCAGCCUCAAUCUAACUGUUAUUAUUUUCAUGCUGAAAGAGCGCCAGUUAUGGUCACCGCUAAACAUAAUUCUCUUUAAUUUAGUUGUUAGCGAUUUCCUAGUCUCGGUGUUGGGAAAUCCGUGGACGUUUUUUUCGGCGAUUAAUUACGGAUGGAUUUUUGGCGAGACUGGGUGUACGAUUUACGGUUUUAUAAUGUCUCUUUUAGGUAUCACGUCAAUCACGACUUUAACCGUUCUUGCGUUCGAACGUUAUUUAUUAAUCGCACGGCCGUUCCGUAACAAUGCCUUAAAUUUCCACAGCGCUGCUCUUUCAGUCUUCAGUAUUUGGUUGUAUUCAUUAAGUUUGACAAUACCCCCUUUGAUUGGUUGGGGUGAAUACGUCCAUGAAGCCGCCAAUCUUAGCUGUUCAGUAAACUGGGAAGAGAAAAGCCCGAACUCCACGAGUUACAUUUUAUAUUUGUUCGCUUUCGGCCUUUUUCUCCCUCUCGUAAUAAUCACUUUCAGUUACGUAAACAUCAUUUUGACGAUGCGACGAAACGCCGCCUUUCGAGUGGGUCAGGUUUCGAAAGCCGAAAACAAAGUGGCGUAUAUGAUUUUCAUCAUGAUAAUUGCUUUUCUAACAGCUUGGUCUCCGUACGCUAUUAUGGCUCUUAUUGUGCAGUUUGGAGAUGCUGCUCUUGUGACUCCGGGCAUGGCGGUGAUUCCGGCAUUGUUGGCCAAGAGCAGCAUUUGUUAUAAUCCUGUCAUUUACAUCGGGCUGAAUGCACAGUUCCAACAAGCCUGGAUGCAAAAAUGGAAAAAAAAUCGCAGGGGAAGCGACGCGUUAGGAACGUCCAGAGUGAUGCUAGAGACGAUACAUCAAGCCUGCAGAGACGAAAAAACCGACAAGCUUUUAGAGAAAAAAACUAAGUUUUGCAAGGACUUUGAGACUGAUGUUUCCAUGCUUUAAACAAUUAUUGUACCACUGGAUAAUAAAACAUUUUUUUUA
Molecule: messenger RNA, 1786 nt
Organism: Tribolium castaneum (red flour beetle)
Lineage: Eukaryota; Metazoa; Arthropoda; Insecta; Coleoptera; Tenebrionidae
Product: c-opsin
Exons: 9
Coding region: 398-1747 (449 amino acids)
Biological process (GO): phototransduction; cellular response to light stimulus; G protein-coupled receptor signaling pathway
Cellular component (GO): photoreceptor outer segment; plasma membrane
Molecular function (GO): G protein-coupled photoreceptor activity
Source: RefSeq, a predicted model, not a curated record